Messenger RNA from Saimiri boliviensis boliviensis (Bolivian squirrel monkey), 579 nucleotides. The record is from RefSeq and is a predicted model, not a curated record. Lineage: Eukaryota; Metazoa; Chordata; Mammalia; Primates; Cebidae.
UUUGAAGAGAAAUUUCUAGACUCUGCAGAAGAUUUAGAAAAGUUAAGAAAUUAUGGGUAUUUGAUGUUCCAGCAAGUGCCAAUGGUUGAGAUUGACGAGAUGAAGCUGGUGCAGACCAGAGCCAUUCUCAACUACAUUGCCAGCAAAUACGACCUCUAUGGGAAAGACAUAAAGGAGAGAGCCCUGAUCGACAUGUAUGUAGAAGGUAGGGCAGGUUUGAGUGAAAAGGUUCAUUACUCAUUGCGUCCACCUGAGGAUAAAGAGACAAUGCUUGCCCCGAUCAAAGACGGAACAACAAGCCGUUAUUUUCCUGCCUUUGAAACAGUGUUAAAGAACCACGGACAAGACUACCUCACUGGCAAUAAGCUGAGCCGGGCUGACAUUCACCUGGUAGAACUUCUAUACCACAUGGAAGAGCUUGAUCCCAGCCUCAUCUCCAACUUCCCUGGGCUGAAGGCCCUGAAAACCAGAAUCAGCAAACUCCCCUCAGUGAAGAAGUUUCUGCAACCUGGCAGCCAGAGGAAGCCUCCCACAGAUGUGAAACUUUUAGAAGAAGCAGGGGAGGUGUUCAAGAUUUGA